Molecule: messenger RNA, 1299 nt
Organism: Penicillium chermesinum
Lineage: Eukaryota; Fungi; Ascomycota; Eurotiomycetes; Eurotiales; Aspergillaceae
Product: PQ-loop repeat-containing protein
Exons: 1
Coding region: 1-1299 (432 amino acids)
Source: RefSeq, a predicted model, not a curated record
AUGGUGCCUCCAUUACUACAACACCUCCCAUCCGGGGUGCUUCCAGAGCACUGCGAGCCCUCGUCACCCCUCCUGACCGCUAUCUCCUCACACCUCCACAUUUGCCUCCCCACACCACUAGCGCUGAUCUCCUCCGUUCUCGGGAUCCUGAGUAUUGUCUCAUGGCUGUUCGCCCAGCUGCCCCAAAUCUACAAGAACUACCAGCUCCAAUCAACGUCCGGCCUAUCUAUCUUUUUCCUCAUCAUCUGGUGCGCCGGAGACGCAAGCAACCUCGUCGGAGCCCUCUUCACCCGCCAAGCAGGGUGGCAAGUCAUAGUAGCCAGCUACUACGUCUUCGUCGACCUAGCGCUCGUCAUACAAUUUUUCUGGUACACCCACUAUAAGUCCCGUCACUACGGCGGUUACCCCGAGGUCCACCAUCACGAGCACUACCAUGACUCCGACCCGCGGUCUGCGAAGCCUUUGCCCGGCCCAAACACUCCGCAAGGCCCUGUCAAUAUAACCCACAAACACCCAGAAGUGCACGACAUGGGCGUGCAAACAGGCUCAACCCUCACUUCCACGCCCGGCCGCUCCACUUACUACACAAAUGAGAAGAGACACUCGCGCCCAACACGCCUCGGCACAAGCGCAACAAGCCCUCCCUUUGCCCUCCCUCGCACAAUGCUCCUCGCCUCACUUCUCUGCGCCGUCGUCGCAAAUGCCAGCCCAGCAGGCAGCCCGGAUCCGCACCCUCCUAUCUAUGACGCUCCCCGCGAAACAAUAAUCGAAGUCAUCGGCCGCAUAAUCUCCUGGCUCUCCACCCUGCUGUACCUCGGUUCGCGGCCACCCCAGCUGUAUAAGAACUACCUGCGUAAAAGCACAGAGGGCCUAUCCCCGCUGCUCUUCAUGGCUGCCUUCAGCGGCAACUUCUUCUACUCGGCCUCGCUCGCGACGAAUCCCAACGCGUGGUCCGACUUCCCACCCUAUGGCGGUGGCGGCUGGGCCGAUUUCCACGGGAAUGACCGGUGGGAGUGGAUCGGGCGGUCGCUGCCGUUCUUCCUCGGGGCGUUCGGGGUGCUGGGACUGGACGGCUUUAUGGGCGUGCAGUUCCUGAUGUACGGGGCUGAUGAGGAGGUGGAUGACCAGAGUUUCGUUAGCUCGGAUGAGAUGGGGCCUAAGCGGGGACGCAGCCGUUGGCGUCGUGUGAGAGGGUGGAUGAGAGGAUGGAUUCCGUCUGCGUCACCUGUAAGGGUCCAGAAUGAGCGUGAGGGGCAGGCUUUGCUGGGGGCGGACCAGGGGCGGUAUGGGACUGUGUGA